This is a messenger RNA of Mus caroli (Ryukyu mouse), 435 nucleotides long. Lineage: Eukaryota; Metazoa; Chordata; Mammalia; Rodentia; Muridae. The record is from RefSeq and is a predicted model, not a curated record.
CCCGUUUUCUCCGUUUUAGAUAUGUCUAGGAGUCAGCUUGAACAGGAGAAGAAAUCUCUAGAUUCUUUUGUCUGGGUAAACGAGAUCACUGGAGAAAUCACCUUUCCUCCAGGGGAGGAGACCACACCUGCAACCUCUGGAGAGAAGCGUUGGGCAAGGUCGGGGUCUCUGCGAGUGAGCAUGCCCUGCGCUGCAGCUGUUCACAGACCUGCUUCUCCAGUGAACCCCGAGGCUGCAGGCAGAGGCCCGGGGACAGGAAGCUUGCUUCUACCCAACCUGUCCCUGCCCCAAGCCCUGUCCCCAUCAGGGGGCUCUCUGUCGACACAGCACCACUUGGGAGCGUCCCCUCCUCUGGCAGCCAGCCCUUCUCUGCCCUGGGCCCUGUCCUGCAAGCUAAGGAACAUGCUGACAAGAAAUAACCGGUUUUCCUUUUGA